UGCUCACUAUUGCACGUCCUGAUUUUCGCGUUGAUGACUUGAUACGCUGAAACUCUGUGUAAGGCUCGCCGGCUCAGUCAACUCUACCAAAGGUUCUCCUGAAGUACACAGCUACAAUGGGUAAAUCCGAAAAACACAGCGAGAUGCUCCCAGGCUUGUCUCUGGCCUCCAGGACCGUCCAUGCCGAUGGUCACAUUGCUAGUCAUCGAGCUAUCGCCCCUGCGAUGCAUGUGAGCACCACUUUUCGCUAUAGCGAGAACCCAGAUGAGCUGUCAGGCGUUGGCAUUGGCGAAUUCGAGAAUCUCGACCACAAUGCGCCUCGCGAUUCUCAUGUCUACUCUCGAGAAUCGGCACCCAAUACGACCCGUCUCGAGGCCGUUCUAUCCUCUAUCCUAGGCGGACCCAGCGUGACCUACGCCUCCGGCCUGGCUGCCUUCCACGCCAUGCUUGUGCAACUCAACCCCAAGCGCAUUGCCAUUGGCGAGGGGUACCACGGUUGCCAUGGUGUCAUCGACGUCCUCUCGCGUCUGAGUGGCCUCAAGAAACUGCCACUGGACUGCGACCUCUCGGAGCUCGAGGCGGGUGAUGUGAUUCAUAUCGAGACGCCCCUCAACCCCACGGGCGAGGCGAGGAACUUGGCGUACUACGCCGAGAGGGCUCGCAAGGUCGGCGCAUACUUAACCGUCGACGCGACCUUUGGCCCUCCCCCGCUGCAGGACCCCUUUGCCCAAGGCGCGGAUGUAGUGAUGCACAGUGGGACAAAGUACUUUGGUGGUCACUCUGACCUUUUAUGUGGUGUCGUCACCGUCACACCCGACGAGAAGGGGCAAAAGCUCUUUGAGGGCCUGAAGCACGAUCGCCUGAUGCUCGGCUCUGUCAUGGGCAGCCUCGAGGGCUGGCUGGGUUUGCGCUCGCUGCGCACACUGGAGCUUCGCGUCAUGCGCCAAAGUGAGACGGCCACAAAGCUAGUCGCGUGGCUGGCGUCCGAGCUCAGGGACCCGUCCAGUCUUGUCUCCGCCACGGUUGAGAAGGUUCAGCAUGCGAGCGUGCAGCCUGAGGCGUCUGACGAGAACGGCUGGCUGCGAAAGCAGAUGCCCGGUGGCUGGGGCCCCGUCUUCGCCCUCUGGAUGAAGGAUGCGGACAUGGCGCGAUCGCUGCCGAGCAAGCUACACCUGUUCCAGCAUGCCACGAGUCUGGGCGGCGUGGAAAGUCUGCUGGAGUGGCGGGCCAUGUCGGAUCCCCACGUGGACAAGAGGCUGAUGAGAGUGAGCAUUGGUGUUGAGGGGUUUGAGGACCUCAAGGCGGACAUAACCCAAGGACUGGAGGCAUUCAGGGGUUGAGUAAGAGAAAUGCCAUUUUGUUGUAAUAAGAGUUAGAACAAAACAGAUAAAGAAAUAAACUUGAUCAACCAAGAAGCCCUUGCAAGUCGGCGACACGAGUGUCUACUCGAGCUCGUAACUGUUGGGACGCACCAUGCUGCUACAGAGCGAGGUCGAAGAUAUGUACGUUUCGAUGGUUGUGACAACCUGUUGUGACAUUGAUGGCAAGCAUGUGAGAAGGGUCGUCGUUGUCGAUAGGGGUGUUAUGCCAAGGUUUUGUAUCGUUGGACUAGGGGUCCGAGGUAGGGCGACAAAACUCGUGG
Emericellopsis atlantica is the source of this 1642-nucleotide messenger RNA. RefSeq names its product cystathionine beta-lyase. Gene Ontology annotation, molecular function: carbon-sulfur lyase activity; pyridoxal phosphate binding. Gene Ontology annotation, cellular component: cytoplasm. Gene Ontology annotation, biological process: transsulfuration. The record is from RefSeq and is a predicted model, not a curated record. Bases 117 to 1340 code for a protein of 407 amino acids. The transcript has 2 exons. NCBI's taxonomy places the organism in Eukaryota, Fungi, Ascomycota, Sordariomycetes, Hypocreales, Bionectriaceae.